CUAGGCGUCUUACUUGACUCUUCAAACCUUUGUGGCUAUAAAUACAUGAUUAUUGUGUGGCUCUAUGCAAAACCAAAACUGUUCUAUCAUAUUAUACUCUCAUUCACUGAUUAUAUUCCUAAUAAUCAUAAGAUGAUGAAGCCCAUUUUUGUUGCAUUUUUGCUUUUGGCUUCCCUAAUCUUCCUUCCUUCUUCAACUUUAGCUGCUCGAAUACUAGCACACAAUCAGCGUGGUGAUGAGAAAGAAGCAUAUAGAAUAGGAGGAAGAACAGCUCUUAAUCCAAAUGGAAGAGGACAUGCUUAUCCAGAAGGAAUGGGAAGAGGAGGUGGAGGAGGACAUUCUAGUCCUUUUGUAAACCCUACUCCUGUUCCUUCCUAUAAACGAUGCAGCGCUAAUAAUCCAUACCAGGGUGAACCUUGCCGCCCCCCAGCCACCAAAUAAUUAAGCAUUAUCUAACACUUCAUUAAUUAAUUGAGGUCAAAGAAGAAGCAAUAAUAAUUCAUAUAAUUAUGUGUAUGUUUUUGUUUUACUAGCCAGUAGAAUAAUCGAACUCAAUGUACGUUUUUUAUUUCUGUGGAAGAGUGCUGAUAUAUGCGUUCAGCUUUGAGUUUGUUGUAAUAGUGCUUAUGAAAUAAAACCAUAUAUUGGCCUGCUUCAAUUUUCAGGGCUUGUGAAAUAAAACCGCUACUUUCUGCUA
Messenger RNA from Arachis stenosperma, 697 nucleotides. RefSeq lists its product as uncharacterized. NCBI's taxonomy places the organism in Eukaryota, Viridiplantae, Streptophyta, Magnoliopsida, Fabales, Fabaceae. Bases 46 to 441 code for a protein of 131 amino acids. The transcript has 2 exons. The record is from RefSeq and is a predicted model, not a curated record.